Messenger RNA from Pieris macdunnoughi, 1470 nucleotides. The record is from the annotation of a GenBank genome assembly. Lineage: Eukaryota; Metazoa; Arthropoda; Insecta; Lepidoptera; Pieridae.
AUGGCUGAAAACGAGGAACUCACUGGACCAGUAUCACAAGAAGACAUAGAAGCAGCAGAAAAAUAUAAAAAUGAGGCAAAUGAAUGUUUUAAAAAACAGCAUUACAAUAACGCAAUUGAAUUGUAUUCUAAAGCAAUAGAAAAGAACCCAAAAAAUGCCAUAUACUACGGUAAUAGGAGUAUAUCAAAUUUAAAACUUGAAAAUUUUGGUUAUGCCUUGAGUGAUGCAACGAAAGCAAUAGGUUUGGAUAAAACUUACAUUAAGGCCUAUUACAGGAGAGCAGCUGCUAAUAUGUCUUUAGGAAAAUAUAAGCAAGCGCUUAUGGAUUUCCAAUAUGUCACCAAAGUUAGGCCAAAUGACAAAGAUGCCAAGUUGAAAUAUAAUGAAUGUAACAAAAUAGUUAUGAAAAUUGCUUUUGAAAAAGCAAUAGCAGUAGAGAAGAAAGAAGUGAAUAUAGCUGAUUCUAUUAAUUUAGAUUCUAUAACUAUUGAAGAUGAAUAUGUGGGUCCAAGUCUGGAAGAUGGAAAGGUUACUCUCAAGUUUGUGACUGAACUUAUGAAGUUCUAUGAACAUCAAAAGAAGCUUCAUAAGAAAUAUGCAUAUAAAAUAUUAAUAGAUGUCAAAGCAUAUCUUCAAAAACAGCCGUCUCUAGUAGACAUCAAAGUGGAGGAUGAUAAAAAGUUCACCGUAUGUGGAGACAUUCAUGGCCAGUACUACGAUUUAAUGAACAUAUUUAAACUUAAUGGAUUACCUUCGGAGAGCAAUCCUUACUUGUUUAACGGUGACUUUGUUGACCGCGGCUCAUUUAGUGUUGAAUGUAUAUUUACCUUAUUCAGUUUUAAGUUGUUGUAUCCGGACCACUUCUUUAUGUCUAGAGGAAACCACGAAACGCUAGACAUGAACAGGGUAUAUGGUUUCCGAGGCGAAGUAACCUCUAAAUACUCAUCACAAAUGGCUGAUCUCUUCACUGAGGUGUAUCAUUGGCUGCCAUUAGCCCAUUGCAUUAAUUCGCGUGUGAUUGUGAUGCAUGGAGGUCUAUUCUCGAAGGACGACAUCACGCUCGAUGAUAUCCGCAAAGUGGAGAGGAAUAGGGAACCGCCAGAAGAUGGUAUAAUGUGCGAGCUGCUCUGGUCAGACCCUCAGCCCAUGGAAGGCAGGUCCCCAUCCAGAAGGGGCGUGGGCUGCCAGUUCGGCCCUGACGUCACAGCCGCAUUCCUUAAAACCAACAAGUUGGACUACGUCAUACGAAGUCAUGAGGUCAAAAAUGAUGGUUACGAGGUGGCGCACGACGGGAUGUGUAUCACGGUCUUCUCGGCGCCUAAUUACUGUGACACAAUGGGGAACCUGGGAGCAUUCAUAACUAUGAACGGGAAGGACCUCAAACCCAACUUCACGACGUAUGAAGCUGUUCCUCAUCCGGACGUGAAAGCUAUGGCGUACGCGAACUCAGUUCUCAGCAUGCUCUACUAA